CCUCUUUGCCCUUAUCUUUUCCAUGGCACUUCCAAUGGAGCUCCUACGUAUCAAUUGGAAUACGCCGCGUAUGUUGUGUUUCCCCUAAUGUUCGUUGUUGUUGGCUAUUUUAUAAUAAGUCAGUGUUCCAGCGGACCAAUGGAAGUCCCAAAAUAUCCCCCCCCCCCCACCUAUGCCGGUUUUUAUCAGUGAAGAACCGACAUUCGAAACUGAUCGAACUUUAUUUCGAGCAACAAUGCGCGUGGCCAAGAAGCGAGACGCGACAGUCAACAAGGAUCGAGCUUACGCUGUCCAUGGAAUUCUUCAAAAGCUCAAGGUCGAGGUAUCGGAUGUUAAGUAUGAAGAGUCAGAAAUGAAGAUUUACCACAGCUUCUGCACGGAUUUGCUGAGGAGUGGGGUUUCGAUCAGUCUCUUACUUGACGCAGAGGGCACUGAGACUCGUGAAGUGCCAUCGUGGAUUCCGGACUGGAGAACACGUCGUGAGAGAUCCUGGUUGCAAGAGCGGAUCGAUAUUUCGCGCCGCCAGGAAUCUUCUGGUAUAUCUCCGGAACUUGCUGAAGCAAUUCACGUCGAGUGCGGCCGGAGAUUUCCCUCCCACCAGAGUCUUUUUCCGCGCUUCCCCUCGUGCCCCCUCGAGUCCUGAGUGACAGUAACUAAUUUUAGGAAGCCAGGGGCCUGGCAUUGUUCGAAGUCACGUUUGCUUCUGGCCCA
Messenger RNA from Hyaloscypha bicolor E, 711 nucleotides. RefSeq lists its product as uncharacterized. The record is from RefSeq and is a predicted model, not a curated record. Lineage: Eukaryota; Fungi; Ascomycota; Leotiomycetes; Helotiales; Hyaloscyphaceae. Bases 173 to 643 code for a protein of 156 amino acids. The transcript has a single exon.